Messenger RNA from Symbiodinium sp. CCMP2592, 8343 nucleotides. NCBI's taxonomy places the organism in Eukaryota, Dinophyceae, Suessiales, Symbiodiniaceae. The record is from the annotation of a GenBank genome assembly.
AUGGCUCCUUCUUCGGGGGGCGCUGUGGGUGCUGAGCGGAAAAGGAUGAUGGAUUUGGCGGCCAUGGAGGCCGCGACGUCGAGUACUCAGCUGAUCCUACCUGUCAGCUACAGAAAGUUCAGGGGAGUUGCGCCGCGCAACUAUGUUCUCAAAGCUAUGCUUGAGGGUGAGCAUGCUUCUAUCGAAGACUUCCUGGAAAGGCUCAAUGAGGAUGCCAGUGCAGUUGUGGGAUCGGCUGUGCUAGUGGAUGAGCUCUUUCGUGUACGUGAAGCCCUCGUUCUUCUCUGGACCGAGCAGCUGACAAAGCGGUGUGAUGGCGACCCACCUUGGGUGGAGCGCCUCCAGGCGAUGGGACAUUUCCCAAGCACUACCCUGUGGUUUGCUGACGGGGACUUUGGCCUUGCUCCGGCGGAGGCCUAUCGCGAUGCAAAUGUCCAGCAGCAGCGGGGCAGCCGGGAGCAAGUGGCAGCAGGGCUGCCGCCUUCUGGUGGGCGACCUGGUGCUGGUGCGGACGCUGAGCUGGUGACGCAGCCGGCUGCUGGCGAGAUUGAGGAGAAUGCGGAGCUGGCUGGGCCUUCCGAAGUGGAGGCGACCAACCAUGGCGACGCUGCUCUUCCUUUGCAGCCGGCGGCCAGAUGUAGUAGCGUAAGGGCCCCGACCCGAGAACCGCGAAAAUCAAAGAAGAUCCGUGGAAGGACAAAGAGCCACCUAGCCCGGCCUCUCCCUGCCUCCUUGGUAACAUGUUUUCUAAGACCGGCCCGUUCGGGGCCCCCUCCGAGAGUAGCUCUCCUUGCCGCCAUGGCCUCGGUGCUGCAGCUCUCGGCCUGUGUCAGUGUCAGUGUGGACUUCCUUGGGGGCCCCCUGGGCGCCACGGCCCAAGGUGGCAGUGCGAUCGAGCAGAGCUGUGGCACGGAUUUUCUUGGCGGCCCCAUCUGGACGGUGCCCCAAGCGCAUGCAUAUCCUAGUGCCAGUGUGGAUCAUGUCAGCAAUCCCUUCAGUGUCCGUGUGGGUGAGGCAAAGCACCCGGGCCGCCGGGCCCCUGCAGGUGAGCCGAUGCUUUGUGUGUGCCAUGACUGGAAGAGGGGAUGCCGCCUGGGCGAGGCCUCUCACCCUGGCCCUGGUUUCAACCUUGACCUUGGCAACCUUGGGGAUAGCCUUGGCGAUAGCAUCAUGAAGUCGAUCAAGGAGCAGAUCCAGAAGGCAGUUGACGAGGCAAUAAAGCAGGCCCUGGCGUCGCUCAAUCUUGGCGGGGGCUUGGCUGCUGCCCGGCCGUCCGGUGAUCCAGACGUGCAGCUUGAGCCAAAGGGCAGGCGCAAGAGGAAACGUAAGGCCAAGCAGGCCACGAGCCACCCAGGUGGCAACCCCGACGUUUCGGGCGGCGAGCGUGCAGGUGGCCGCCAGAGCGCAGCCAAAGGCAAGGGCAAGCCUGGAGACAAGUCUGGCCCAGCCAAGGUGGCCCAGCGCGGUGGCCCAGGCGACUCAGGUCAACGCCGGGGCAAGGGCAAGGGCGGCUGCGGUGAGGCAGGCGGGCAGGAAGCCGGUGAUGGCUGGCAGAUCGUCCGGCGCAAGGCUCCAGAAGGCGCCUUCAAGCUUCGAAAAUCUGAUUGGGACGCUCCGGUCGUCGAGUAUGCUGCCCUAGCUGAGUUCAUUGACAAGGCUGAUGCCGGCAAGGUCCUCGAACUUGUAGUCUUUGUUUCGGCCGACCAGGUCACGCUUGCUACGAACAUUCUGCGGGGGAGCGGGCUGAGCUUCAAGGCCCUGCUUGUCUUCCUAUCCAAGGAUGAGGAGGCCCAGCGCAUUCCGGGCACCAUUGGGGAUCGCCUGGUCUUCAGGACUGCUAAGGUCCAGAAGCUCACGUCUGCAGGUGCCAGUGGCCAUGCUCCGCAGCCCACCGGCCUGAGCCAAACGUCCAUCAAGAUCAAACCCACUGAAAGUGCAGUCGUCUACUUUAAGGUGCCAAAGCAGUUCGCCUCAGCCGACACUUGGAAGGCUUUCGGGGGCAACGCCUCCAAGGCCGCUGUAGACUGGGUCGCGGCCCAAAGGAUCAAGGUGCUCGACACUUUUGCCUGGGUCCUGGAAAAGCAGCGCAACGACACUCAUGAGCAGUACUUUGGCAUUGUUCGCAUUCCGAAGGCAGACAUUGAGGGCAUCCUGGCCCACUCUGGCAAGGACGGUGUCUUCGUGGAUGCCGCUCGCACCUCAGGGCCCCGGGCGAAGCUCCAAUGGAUCGAGAAGCUCCCCGGCGAGAAGGUGGACGCCUACUUUGAACGUGCCCUGCGCCAGGCUUCCAGCCUGGGUUUGGUCGUCAAUGGGGGGCGAUUGGCGUGGCGAAGUGCCAUGGCAGCUGGAGAAGCAACGGUGCGCAUCUGGCACAUCGAUGGUGUGCCCCACGAGUGGGAUGUGGAUGCCGUCGGCCAGCUCUUGGCCAGACGCUUCACUGAGUACACCAUCCUGUCGCAUCGGCGCACUCGCCUCGGGUCCUGCUUUCGCUUCCGCGAGCAACCUGAAACCGCAGACACGGACCUGGUGCCGUUCGUCGUCGAGCAUCAGGAGAAGCCCUUGUCCUUGUGGGCAACGCUGGCACCUUUCCGUGUCGUCUCCAAGAAGCAGAAGCCUCUCGCCUCGAAGGCCGUCCCGGUCGUUGCUCUCGAGCAGCCUGUCGUUGCCACCAUCGUCAAACCUCCCACGGGGGAGCUGGCUACGGGCGAGGACGGCAAGGAAGUGCCCCAGCAGAAACGUGUCAAGCAGGAGGUGCGCACCAAGCCAGGUGACCUCCAGCUCAAGGCAUGCCCUCGUGACGGAGCCUGCGUGCUGCACGCACUAAGCCUCGGCCUUCAAUGGCUUGGUGACUCUCGGCCCAAUCACCCGCGCAUGCUCCGUGCGCAAAUGGUCGAACACAUGCGCCGGCACGCCACCCAGUACGAGAAGGAAUGGGACGGCAAAGGGCCGGACAGUGAGCCGGUCAAGGACCGGGACUUCCCGGCCUACCUCACUCUUAUGGAGAAGGAGGGGGCAUACUGCUCGGAUGUCGAGCUGAGGGCCCUGGGCCGUGUGCUGGACAUCAAAAUCGUCGUGCUGCCGGCGGGCCUCAACUUUUCUCCUUACGCCUUUCAUAGCAAAGCUGCCAAGAUGCUGGUGUUGUGGUACGAGGAUAACCACGUUGAUCUCAUGCUCCCGCCUGAGGGUCACAAGAAGUAUCCCAGUGAGUAUGCCCAGAUCACAGCUGGACCCGUCUUUGGGCUGCGUGCAGGUGGCCGUGGGCCCCCAUCGGUCUUCACUGCCUCCUCUGCUGCCUGUGUUCGAUCCCAGCCAUCCUCUCAGUGGACCUCGGUCAUGGAAGGCGAAGGGGCAAAAUCCCAGGCUCGCCCGGCAUCCGUCUGGACCACCUCGAUGCCGGCGAGCGCCUCGGGGAGUGCUGCGGGGCGGCCCUCGAUCGAAGCCCAGCCCUCUUUGCAAGGUAGGCGGCCCAAAGGUGUCACAGGCAAGGUCUUCAGGCAGCCGGGUGUCGUCGCAGGCAAAGGUGCAGGCCCUUUCCCGGCCGUGCCCACCCAGUGCCAGGUGCAAGGCAAAGGCAUUGCAUGGUUCCCAGACCAGGCGGUAGAGCUGUGCACUUCGUCCGUCUUCACCUGCACCUCUACUGGCACUAUCGAGGCCUUCGAUGAAUCCGAGUUUGAGCGAGCUCGUGUGCCCCCGAAGCGCUGCCCUUGGCUGGCCCAUGCCACGGCACCGGCUGACCUCACCUUUCGGUGCAACUUGUGCCCUUACAAGCGCAAGGCCACGAGCAACCACCAGUACUACCACAUCCGCCACAACCACUACCAGUGUGCCCAUGAGGGGCAGGGCCUGCAGGCGGACAUCGGGCGACCCAAGCUCACGCGGGUCUGCGGCCCAAGGGCUCAGUUCAUCUGGUGUUGCCCUUUCUGCAACAAGGGCAUCACGCAUGAGACUCGGAAGGACCUUUCUCGAUUCUCCUACUAUGCCCUGCGCAACCAGCAUCGUGCACAGGCCCACCCCGAGGUCUCCAAGGCUGAGUGGCAGCGUCUUGCGGCACUCCCGCAAACCGGGCCCAAGGAUCGCCAGGUGCAUGCCAAAGGGUGCCGCCAGCGCAACCUCACCAAGGCCGUGUUCGCUCAAGUCAGGACCCCUCGCUUUGGGGACCAGAUGCAGCUCUUUGUGUGGCCUCGAGCCAGGUGUGAGAAACGCAGCACCCGGGUCAAGCAUGUCCUCCUUGAGCAUGGUUGGAAGUGCCUCCGGUGCGGUGAGUGCACCAGGGACCUGGCUGCCGCCAAGCAGCAUAGCGAGGGUGCUCCGUGCUGCCGCGGCUGCCAAGCUUGCCAUCUCCAUGCGAAUCCCCUCCUCGCCGUGUUCGUCAAGCUUUUGAGCAUCAAUGCGAACCGCACGGCCAUCUCCAAAGUGGACCUGUGUGCCGACUUCCUCCAGUCGUGUGGGGCUGAGCUCUUGUCUCUCCAGGAGGCUGACAUCAACCCUUUGUCGGCCCAGGGUUUUGGUGAGCGCUGGCGUGCCCAUGGGUAUCGGGCUGUUCUCAGCGACAUCGAUGCUGCCAAGGGUGUGCAUAGGGUAGCCUUAGUCGCCUCCCUCCCCAUGCAUCGGGUGAACCUUAAGCUCCCUCCUCAUGUGGCUGCGCGCUGUGCUGCAGGUGCUUUUGAGAUGCAGGCUGCUGGCAGCAAGUGCAUCACCCUUGUGGUGGCCUUCUACGGUUUCCCUGGUCAGCCAGCUGCCACAGCCCAGGCCUUAGGUGAGGUUAGGCGUGCAGCUGCGACCUUCGGCGGCCCCUACAUCUUGCUCGGCGAUUUCAAUGUUGACCAGUCUGAGCAAGCUGUGGUGCAGCUGUUGUGCGAUGGCGAGCUCCGGUCUCUGGAUGAGGCGGACUGGACCCAAGCCGGCCCAACAAAUCCCACGCGCACCCGGCGCAUUGAUUUUGGCCUGGCCCAUUGGUCAAUCAUUGCGACGGCUGUCAAGCAGUUCGAACGCCCGCACCUUUCGGACCACGGGUGUGUCUUCUACGAAACGCGGUGCCUGAGCCGUGCCGACAGCUUCUCCAUGCCUAAGUUUCGUGAGCUCCCUGCCACGGCCACUGAAGACAUCCUGUCUAACUUUGGUAGGGUCUGGGAUGCCGCACACUUUGAGAGUUCUAUUGCAGGUGGGGCUCUUGAUGAAGCCUGGGCUUUCUUGUCAGACGUGGCCGAGCGCACGCUGGGUGCCACUUCGCUCUUCGAUGCCUCUGGUGCCCGCAGGAGCGACCACUGGCUCCCUUGUGCCCGCCACGAGUCUCACCAUCGUGUCGGCCCCCAGGGUCAUGAGUCCCAGUCCCUCCGUUCAUCUCGCAAGUUGCUUGGGCAAUUGCACCAACUGCGGCAACAGCCCCACUGUCAGAAGCUGUGGCGUGCGGUGGGCCGCCGGGCUGGGCUCCUUCGUGCCACUUUCCCCGACCUCCCUGUGAUACAUGCUGCCAACCUUGCAGGUGCCACCCAGGUGAUCUCUCAUUUGCAUGCUGAGCUUCAGCAGCAGGAGACGGAGGCCAGAGUGCACAGGUGGCGUUGCCGUGUUGAGGAGGAUCCUUCUCGUGCCCUCGCCUGGGUCAAGCGCAAAGCUGACCAUCAGUUGGCCAUGGAGCAAUCUCCUCAGGCCCAUGCUGGUGUCCCUUCCUCUGUUCACCCUGCCUCUAUUGUCGAAGAACAUGGUAAAGUGUGGCUGCAGCACUGGAAGCCGGAGUCCCCUGUCAACUUCGAUGCCGUGCAACGCAUCCUUGACCGUGUCCCGGGCGGGCCGCAAUCGGACAUUGUGCUCCAGGUCGAAGCUGAGGCUCUGAUGCGGGCCACCAAGGCAAUGCGGGGGAAAGCGAUGGGCCCUGACCGAUGGUCAGCGGAGCUUCUGCUCCGCCUCCCAGGGCCGUGGUGGGAAGCGGCGGCCACUCUGUGGAAUGCGGUGCUCUCCACGAAGUACGUUCCUCGACUCUGGCGCCGGGCACUGAUUGCCCUGGUGCCGAAGCGCCUGGAUGAAUACCGACCGAUCGCCUUGUGCCCUGUCCUCUGGCGAGCUGGUGCCCACUGCAUCUCUCGCAAUGUGCUGCCGUGGAUGGACACAUGGCUGGGCCACCACACCUUGGGCGGUGCACCAUGUAGAGGCCCGGGCGACGCUCAUGCCCGGCUUUUUCAUGCGUGGCAGAGCGGCGGCAAAGUCUUUUGCCAGCAGGACCUCACGCGGUUCUUCGACUCUCUUGAUGUCCAGGCGGUGGGUAUGGUGCUCCGGCACCUUGGUGCUCCUGCUGGCCUCGCUGAGCUCUUAGCCUCCUUCUACCAGGAUGCCUCGAGGCUCUUUCUGCACGAGGGCCGGUCCAGCAGUGCAUGGGGCAGCCCGGCGCGGGGCCUGGCGCAGGGAUGCCCACUCUCCCCAAUGGCCGCGGUUGCGGUCGGCCAUAUCUGGGCCAUGUGGGUCCAGUCCUUUGCCAAGGGACGCACCGACUGCCUCAUCUUUAUUGACGACAGGGUGUUGUGGCCUUCCUGCACGUGUGCGGACCCUCUUGGGGCCAUGGAUGUGGCAUUGAGGGCUUCUGACUCCUUUGACCAAGCCUUCGGUUUCCAGUGCCGUGCCAGCAAGUGUGCUGUGGUGUGUCCACCCGAUGUCGGGACUUUCGAUCAGUGGGCCAGUGCCAGGAGCUACCCACGCGUGACUACUUUAAAGGUGCUGGGCAUCACCCUCGACAUGCAGGAGGGUGCCCUGGGGCUCCUUAAGUUUAGCCCACGCUUGCUCCUGCAUCGCCUUCGCUUCCUCAAGCUCCUGGGAGGGGAGGUGCCCCAGCUCCGUCGCAUCGUGCUGCAGCUGGUCCACUCGGCCAUGUUUUGGGCUGGUGGUGUCGCCUGCCCGGACCGCGACUGCUUGCGCGACGUUUGGCACUCCACUUGUGCUGUCCUGCAAAAGCACGCCACCUUCGAGUCUCCUAAAGUCUUGCUGUGUGCCUCCUUUGGCUGGAGUUUGGACCCUGAAUGGGCGGCGGACUGGGCAUCCCUGCGGGCUGCCUGGCGUUUCAAGGCUCGGCCCCCGGCCUGGCUCGACACGGCUGGGCUUGAUGUUGCUUGUGGUGACUGGCGUCGCUUCCUCCCUGGUGCGGCGGCGGUUGUGCAAAGGUUAGGCUGGCAGGUCCAAGGCAAUGGCGCCAUCCUGGCACGGCUCGACGAUUCGGGCACCCUCCGUCAGUGCCACCUUGGCUGGGAAUCCUUUGAUGUGGUCAAGCGCUGGCUUGUGGACCACUACAAGUGGCAGGGCGUGCAUUCGUGUGGGCGGAUCCGCAAUCGUGGCCACCGCGAUGAUGCAACGUUGGCCCGUGGUCUCAGCCUGGGGGCCCCGCUUCGCAGUGCUCGGUUUGCGCUUGAAGGUCACCGCCUUGCAGUCGCGGCUGAGCCUACACGUGAAGUUCGCCUUGCAGCACUGGGCUCGGGCGGCUCCAUCUGGUACCACUGCAAACGGCUGGAGAUGAGCUCACCCGACACCACGGCGUGUGUUUGUGGCCUCUUGCAGCCCAGCCGAGCGCAUCUCACCUGGUGUUGCGCCUCAACGACGGGAUUGCGGCAAGGUCUCGCACCUCCUUCCACCCGUGCUGGUGAACGGCUCUUUGCGGCCGAAAUCACUGAGUACCCUGCAGCUCCUGCAGCUUCGGACUUUGAAAACAUCCUUCAGAGCAUUGUGGCGCAUCUUCGCAACUUCGCUACUGUGGGCGAGCGUCUGCUCAUCGCGACCGAUGGCAGUGCUAAGUUUGAUGUCGGCGGCUGUGCCGUGAUCUUCGGAAGCGGCGACGGCACCUUCGUCUUCGGUGAUGCUUGUGAGGACCAGUCGGCUUUCCGAUGUGAGCUCCUCACUUUGACGACCCUCUUCGAGGCGAUCUCUCGUGCACAGUUGGCCCCAGGCUGUCAGGUCGGCAUCCUGGUGGAUUGCAGCUCUGCUCUUCAGGCUGUGGCUCAACCUGAGGCGUGCUCCAUGCCUCUCCUGGCUCACAAGGCUGCGAGGCUACUGCGUGAUGUGCGUGCCGGUGGCUUGGACCUGAAGCUUUCGUGGACUCCUGCACAUGGUCGGCGGCCCAACUGGACUGCUCCCUGGGGCCAAACGGCCGCCCGCUGCAGGGACCUUAACGAACGGGCCGAUGCAGCUGCCAACAGCAUUCGCGAGCACCGGGCUCGUGGAUCCGGCAGGGUGAGCUGGCAUGCAGAGCUUCAUCGUGCAGCACUUUGGGAGCGGGGGGCCAUCUUGGCUUCUGCUGGUGCCUCCAAUGUCUUGGCGCAGCACCUUCGUGCGAGGCGGCCGGCCCGUAUCAUUCAUGAUGAUCCGUGA